ACGCGUGGCCAUAGCGCGAGCUCGCCUUCCUCCUCUGCCGUCUCCAAACUCUCCACCACCCAAACCAAAUCCUCGCCAAUGGCGCCACUUCUCUUCCAAACCCAGACGGCCGCCCAAAUCCUCGCGCCGAUUCCGCACAGCAACCGCCGCCUGGCACCCGCACCCCACGCGGUCGGCUUCCUCCGCGCCCUUUUCCCGUCCCGCCCGCCGCCGGCCAAGGCCGAACUCCUCGGCCUCAUUGCCGACCAGCGCCGUGGCCUCGACACCCAGUCCGACCCCUCCCGCCUCGCCGACAUCGUCUCCUGCAUAGACGCCCUCGCUGCCUCCGCCCCGGACGCCGACACGGUGUCUGACGCCUCCAAGCUCUCGGGCACCUGGCGCCUCCUCUGGACGACCGAGCAGGAGCAGCUCUUCAUAGUACGCAACGCCCCCACCUUCCGCACCGCCGCCGGCGACGUGCUCCAGGUCAUCGACGUUCCAGGCGGGAGCAUCAACAACGUCAUCACCUUCCCGCCCUCGGGCGCAUUCGUCGUGAACGGCACUAUCGAGAUCCGACCGCCCCAGCGAGUAAAUUUCAGGUUUACACGUGCUAUGCUGAAAGGGGGCAAUUGGGAGGUUCCUUUUCCGCCGUUUGGGAAAGGAUGGUUUGACACUGUCUAUUUGGAUGAUGAGAUCCGUGUCGCGAAGGACAUAAGGGGGGACUAUUUAGUUGUCGAGCGUGCUCCAUAUUCCUGGAAUGGAUAGCUGCUUAAGUUAAAAGUUGACCGAGUGCAUAUCCAUUUACAGUUUGUAUUCUGUGCCUAGAGACCAAAGAAGAUCUGCAGGUCCUAUGGUUUACCAGCAAAGUCUUCACCAUCUUACCAUCCCCUGACUUUUACUCUACAAACUAGCCAAACUCAACUGUGCUGCUAGAUAGUACAACAAUAUGUAUGUACAUGUUUGAAAAUAGAGUUGCACUUCAUUAUGGUUGGAAAUAGAGUUGUACUUGAUUAUGGUUGGAAAUAGAGUUGUACAUACACAACCUAUAUCUGAUUAGUAUGUGCUGUUAUAAACUGGACCCAAUGAAAUAAGUGGUGUGUCUUCCUCCUUUUUUUCUCGGAUUGGUAUGGAAAUUUGUAGCCUUCGGCGCAAAUGUAAAUCUGGCCAUGUGUUGAUACAAAAGUUAUUAUUUUUAAGUUUGAUUCAUUUUGUA
Brachypodium distachyon (stiff brome) is the source of this 1192-nucleotide messenger RNA. Its product is annotated as probable plastid-lipid-associated protein 11, chloroplastic. The record is from RefSeq and is a predicted model, not a curated record. Bases 79 to 744 code for a protein of 221 amino acids. The transcript is spliced from 3 exons. NCBI's taxonomy places the organism in Eukaryota, Viridiplantae, Streptophyta, Magnoliopsida, Poales, Poaceae.